UCGGGAUCUGCCAUUCAUUUAUUUGAACUCAAGAUGUGGAGAUACCGGACACUCGCGUGGCUGAUAGCGGCUUUGGUAUUCACGGGCUCGGGAUGCCAUGCAUAUCUGCUCGCCCGUGAAUAUGCGGGAGAUUCAUUCUUUGACCGAUGGGACUUCUUCGGGUCUUGGGAUAACUUGACUCUUGGCGAUGUAUGGUGGCUCGAUCGACAAGACGCCUCCAACGACGGCCUCACCUAUGUAAACGGUGCCGGAAACGCUAUUCUCCGAGUAGAUAAUUUCUCCACUGUCCCUGUUAACGAGAAGCGCAAUACUGUGCGGAUCACGAGCACAGAUUCUUAUGAUUUGGGAAGCCUAUGGGUGAUUGACAUUUUGCAUUUACCUUUUGGGUGUUCGGUAUGGCCGGCGUUCUGGACGAAAGGUCCACUCUGGCCAAAUGACGGUGAGAUAGACAUAAUCGAAGCUGUCAACCUCAUGUCCGCGAACCAAAUGGCACUGCACACUACACCUGGAUGUACGCAUACCACUCCCGUCACAAAUCAAUUGGGGCAAUCAGCGGGCCUUGGGCCUGGGAAUGUGGGCGGUACGGGUCUGAAUAGCGACGGAGAGAAUGCGAGUGAUUGUUCGACUGGUGCAGGAUGCACUGUUACUGAGACAAAGGAUGGGAGCUUUGGUGAGGACUUUCGGGAUGGAGGUGGAGGUGUGUUUGCGGCACAGUUCGAUAUUGCAGGCGUUUUUAUAUGGUUCUGGCCCCGAUCGCAAGUUCCACAGUCCAUCAUUGACUCAACAUCAACUUCGUCUAUAUCGCUCGACGAUUGGGGUACGCCGAGUGCGAGUUAUUUAAGCGACAGCUGUACAAUACAGGACUUUUUCACAAGUCAGCAGCUCGUACUUGAUAUUACACUUUGUGGAGACUGGGCUGGUGUACCUGCGGUGUACAACGCAACGUGUGCGAAUACGGGCCGAACGGGUAUCUGUUACAACGACAACGUGGUUGGCUCCGGCUCUAAUUAUGACGACGCCUACUUCGAGAUCUCACAUCUCAGGGCUUAUACCACUGCCCCAGGACUCGUUGAAGCCACGGCUGUUUUCGAUUCUUCUCCUUCACAGACUGUUGGCGCAGUAGCUAAUAAUGGAAAGAGAGUACGACUGGCAGGUCCCGCGGAGUGGGCAUGGAUGAGUGUGUUUAUGAUUGUAUUGGGCAUCUGGGUGGGCGCUUUGGUUGUGCUUUAGAGGUUUAUUCUCCUUUGAACUCUCUUUUCUAUCUUUCCUUGGGAGGUCGCUAUCAUCAUCACUUGGUAUCUUGGGCUCUCUCUCCAUUUCGCACAUGACUUUUUGUUCUUUGUCCUCAUCCUCGCUCUCGUACUUUCCUUUCUAGAAAAAUGCGUUACCAAUCCACGCUUAUGGAAAAUAAUGUUCUGCAUCGUAUAUACGCAUACACGCACCGACAUUUUCUGCUGAACUCGCCUUUCUUC
Molecule: messenger RNA, 1472 nt
Organism: Fomitiporia mediterranea MF3/22
Lineage: Eukaryota; Fungi; Basidiomycota; Agaricomycetes; Hymenochaetales; Hymenochaetaceae
Exons: 6
Coding region: 34-1230 (398 amino acids)
Biological process (GO): glucan catabolic process
Molecular function (GO): hydrolase activity, hydrolyzing O-glycosyl compounds
Source: RefSeq, a predicted model, not a curated record